GGAGACCCGUCUGUGACAAACUGAGGCCAAGGCCACACACCCGCAAUACCAGUGCUUGCCAAAAACCGCUCAGCUGCUUGCUGACAAGUGAUAAGCUUCUCGGUCCAUUAAUUGGUCGACCUGCGUCUGGUGAAGAUGGGGAGGGCGAACUGCUCGGUUCCUCUCCUCCUGGUGCUGCUGGCCUUCCUCUCCUGCUCCUUCCUCGCCCACGCGGCGGUGGCCGGGGCCGGCGGCAACCGCAAGAUGUUCCUGCCGAGGGAGGGAGCGGCAGCCGCCGCCGUGUCCGACGAUGGUGGGCAGGCGACGCCGACGACGGCGGAGGAGGUGGCGGUCGGAGGAGAGAUGCAUCUACUGCUGAGGGACGACGAGGAGAUGUUGGCCAGGAGGGUGGACCUGCAGACAGAGGACUACCCGGGGUCCGGGGCCAACGGCCGCCAUGAUCCACGAAACCCGCAUUAAGAGUUAUUAUGUCGUGCUGCAUGUACGAUAAGUGCAUGUAAUUAACCGCAUGUUUAGUUACCCCCACAAUCAUGCAUAAUUAAGCAUAUCAGCACCAUGUAGCUAAGCAUCAUGAUCUUAAUGUAAUUUGCUAGUUUAUGCAUCUUUGGUUGAUAA
Aegilops tauschii subsp. strangulata is the source of this 615-nucleotide messenger RNA. RefSeq lists its product as uncharacterized. The record is from RefSeq and is a predicted model, not a curated record. NCBI's taxonomy places the organism in Eukaryota, Viridiplantae, Streptophyta, Magnoliopsida, Poales, Poaceae.